GUGCCACCGCUGCUAAUGAGAGCGGUCAUUAAGUAAAUGAGACGUCGCCUCUCGCUGGCUCGGGGGCUCACGCGCGGAGGGGAGAGGAUAUUGCGCUGAGGCCCGGGCGCAGGCUGCCCCCAUGUGACGCGGGGGAGGCAGCCGCCCGCCCCGCCCCCGGCCACCCGGCACCCCCCAUGUAAAUUUCAUGAUUGCUUUCCGUGAUGUCAUUUUGAGCGAGGACAGACAAUAGCUGUGGGGAAAGAAAAUGAGUUCCGGGGCGAGCUGCUGAGCCAGAGGUGGACGUGUGGGGACAAGGCCAGCGGCGGCAGGACCUCGAGGCCCCCGGGCAGGCGCGGCAAGAUGAGCUUGGAGAACGAGGACAAGCGAGCACGCACGCGAUCCAAGUCCCUUCGAGCACCCUCGGAGCCCGCAGGAGCUGACCUCAGCUGCCCCACCCCGGGGUGCACAGGCACGGGCCAUAUUCGAGGCAAAUACUCCAGGCACCGGAGUUUGCAGAGCUGCCCUCUGGCCAAGAAGAGGAAGCUGGAGGGCGCUGAGGCGCAGCACCUGGUGUCCAAACGGAAGUCGCACCCCCUGAAACUGGCUCUGGAUGAGGGCUACGGCGUGGACAGCGACGGCAGUGAGGACGCCGAGGUGAAGGAGGCCUCUGUUUCCGAUGAAUCGGAAGGAACCCUGGAGGAGGACGAGGCCGGGACGCCGGGACAGGAGGAGAUUCAUCGCCCCGAGCCAGCUGAAGGAAGGAGCCCUACCAAGUCCCACUUUGGACCCCACCCCGUCGGCAGCCCCACGGGCCCCUCCAAAGGCAGCUACGGCAGCUACCAGGAAAUCAUCGCAACUUCUCUCCUGAACUUGGGCCAAGUCGCUGGGGAGACUCUGGUUCGGGAGGGCUCGGGCCAAGGAGCCCAGCUGGGCCCCGGAGCUGUGCGCCUGGUCCAGGAGGAAGCCGAAGAAGAGGCCACCAGUGACGAAGGGGAAAGGGCCGUCUUCAUCCCGCCUGAGGCUGCAGAGGAAGUCAUCGAGGUCACCAGCGAGCGCUGCCAGGAGCUGAGUCCCCAGGCCCUGGAGGGUAUGACCAGUGAGGAGCCCAGCCCGCAGAAAGGCCCCCUGGGUCAUGAGGAGGAGGAGGAGGAGGAGGAGGAAGAUGAGGAGGAGGAGGACGAUGAAGAGGAAGAGGAGGAGGUGGCCAUGCCGGAUGAGGCCUGCCAGGAGGCUGCCCCCCUGCAGGCCCCCAAGCUCCCCAGCCCCCAGCUGGACGACUCGGUGGUGGCGGAGCUGCGCUCCGAGGACAGCAAGGACGAGGACACGCGCUCCCAGAAGUCCGCGGUCACGGACGAGUCGGAGAUGUACGACGUGAUGACUCGCGGCAACCUGGGCCUCCUGGAGCAGGCCAUCGCCCUGAAGGCAGAGCAGGUGCGCGCCGUGUGCGGGCCCUCGGAGCAGGGCCUGGGCGAGCCCCUGAAGGCGGCCAGGCCCCUGGACGCCGCGCGCAAGACUUACAGCAGCAAAGAUGCCUCCAGAGCAGAGAAGCGCGAGAUCAAGUGUCCGACGCCAGGCUGUGACGGCACGGGGCACGUGACCGGCCUGUACCCUCACCACCGCAGCCUGUCCGGGUGCCCCCACAAGGACAGGAUCCCUCCGGAGAUCUUGGCCAUGCACGAGAACGUGCUCAAGUGCCCCACCCCCGGCUGCACGGGCCAGGGCCACGUGAACAGCAACCGGAACACACACAGAAGUUUGUCCGGGUGUCCCAUUGCUGCUGCCGAAAAAUUAGCCAAAUCUCACGAGAAGCAACAGCCCCAGACGGGAGAUCCCUCCAAGAGUGGCUCCAACUCAGAUCGUAUCCUCAGACCCAUGUGCUUCGUGAAGCAGCUCGAGGUCCCUCCAUACGGAAGCUACCGGCCCAGCGUGGGUCCUGCCACACCCAGGGCCAACCUGGCCAAGGAGCUGGAGAAGUUCUCCAAGGUCACCUUUGACUACGCAAGUUUUGAUGCUCAGGUUUUUGGCAAACGCAUGCUUGCCCCAAAGAUUCAGACCAGCGAAACCUCACCUAAAGCCUUUAAAUGCUUCGACUACGCACACGACGCCGAGGCCGCACACAUGGCCGCCACCGCCAUCCUGAACCUCUCCACGCGCUGCUGGGAGAUGCCUGAGAACCUCAGCACGAAGCCGCAGGACGUGCCCAGCAAGGCCGCGGACAUCGAAGUGGACGAGAACGGGACCCUGGACCUGAGCAUGCGCAAACACCGCAGGCGGGACGGUGCGCCCCCUGGCGGCGGGAGCGGCAGCCCCGGGGUGAGGUCUCCCGACACCUCCCAGCGCCAGAGCAGCACUGGGGCCCCCAGCAGCUCCAUGACCUCACCCCAGUCCAGCCAGGGCUCCCGCCAAGAGGAGUGGGACCGGCCCCUGGACUACACCAAGCCCAGCCGACAGCGAGAGGAGGAGCCUGAGGAGUCAGAGCCAGCAGCCCAUUCUUUUGCUUCUUCUGAAGCAGAUGACCAGGAAGUGUCGGAAGAGAAUUUUGAGGAGCGGAAGUACCCUGGGGAAGUCACCCUGACCAACUUUAAGCUGAAGUUUCUCUCCAAGGACAUAAAGAAGGAGCUGCUCACCUGUCCCACCCCCGGCUGUGACGGCAGCGGCCACAUCACUGGGAACUAUGCCUCCCACCGCAGCCUCUCUGGUUGCCCUCUUGCUGACAAGAGCCUCAGAAACCUCAUGGCUGCCCAUUCUGCUGACCUCAAGUGCCCCACACCCGGCUGCGACGGCUCCGGCCACAUCACGGGAAACUACGCUUCGCACCGGAGCUUGUCAGGCUGCCCUCGUGCCAAGAAGAGUGGAGCCAAGGUGACGCCCACAAAGGACGACAAGGAAGACCCCGAGCUGAUGAAGUGCCCUGUCCCAGGCUGCGUGGGGCUCGGCCACAUCAGCGGCAAGUACGCCUCACACAGGAGUGCAUCGGGCUGCCCGCUGGCUGCCCGCCGGCAGAAGGAGGGCUCGCUCAACGGCUCCUCCUUCUCCUGGAAGUCGCUGAAGAACGAGGGGCCCACCUGCCCCACUCCAGGCUGCGACGGUUCCGGCCACGCCAACGGGAGCUUCCUCACACACCGGAGCCUGUCUGGCUGUCCCAGAGCGACCUUUGCUGGGAAGAAGGGAAAACUCUCAGGGGACGAGGUUCUUGGCACGAAGUUCAAGACGAGUGAUGUGCUGGAGAACGACGAGGAGAUCAAGCAGCUGAACCAGGAGAUUCGAGACCUAAACGAGUCCAACUCAGAGAUGGAGGCUGCCAUGGUACAGCUGCAGUCCCAGAUCUCCUCCAUGGAGAAGAGCCUGAAGACCAUCGAGCAGGAGAACAAGCUCAUCGAGGAGCAGAACGAGGCCCUGUUCCUGGAGCUGUCGGGCCUGAGCCAGGCCCUCAUCCAAAGUCUCGCCAACAUCCGCCUUCCACACAUGGAGCCAAUAUGUGAGCAGAACUUCGACGCCUACGUGACCACCCUCACCGACAUGUACUCCAACGAGGAGUGCUACCAGAACCCCGAGAACAAGGACCUCCUGGAAAGCAUCAAGCAGGCCGUGCGGGGCAUCCAGGUCUAGGCCCGGCCGCCGGCUCCACUGUUUACCUCCCUCGCCCUGCCCUCCCCUGCCGAUUCCCUCCCCACAGCGACUUGUCGGUGGUGGCCCCGGUGGCCUCAGGGCGGGUAUCCAAAGGGGUGCCUAGAGAUCCGUCCCUCGAUGCGCUGGCCGGGCCUCCGCCUCCCCUUCCCCGAGCGAGGGCAGAACGUGAAGUAUUACAAAUUGGUUUAUUUUUGUUUUCUGGACAUAAUCUGAAGAGCAGCUCGAAGUCUCCAGUGGUUCUCAGGGAAGUUUCGGAGUGUGUGGCCACAGAGCUCCUGCGUCCUGGGGGCCGGGAGGGUGGCCGUGGAGCCAGCCCGCGGCAGCGCGUCUGCUCACGGGGCCAGUGUGGCGAGUGUGUGUUCUGUUUUCAGUUCGUUCACUUUUGUGUUGAGGAUGAAAGGAAGCGCCGCCCCAGAGGGUAAGGCAAGAGCGGGCAGCCUGCUGCCGGCGGGGCUGCCCCCGGGGAGUCCGCUGCUGGCGCCCGGCACAGCACCUCCCGUCUGGGGGCACCGUCAGACCCGAGCGGGGGGCUGCGGCCUCUGCCCCCACGUCUGGCUCAGGCCGGGCCGGGACCGUCACUGCCACGUCACCGGGGUCACGGCUGAGCUUCAGCAGGGUGAAUGCAGCUGCAGCAAGGUCUGGGGGCAAACUCCUAAUUGGAGACCACCCAAGUUUUACUUAUUUUUAGAUCUAGUCAGGAUGGGAGAAAGGUAAAAUUUAAUUUAAUGUGUUAAAAACACAGUGUCCCUACGUGUAAAUAGAGUCCAAGUCGAUUGUGACGGCAAUUCCAAGUUAGUAUUUAAAAGUAGAGAAACGGCUCUUUCUGGAAGAAAUGAAAAGUAGUUAGUUUAAUUAUUCUGUAAAUUAUUUAAUUUUGUCAAGAUGUAAGUAUUUAUAUUCACAACCUCUUUUAUGUUAAUGUUUGCUAUUUAUUUGACAUUUUAUUUAUUAAUUUUUUACUAUUUUAACUAGACCCCGACACCAGGACACCAGGAGAGAGACAUAAACGAAAUCAGAGCAGAAUUAACUGCCCAACAGUGAGACAGGCCACAAAAAAGAAUCUUGCUAUAACUUCUAGUUAUAAUUUUGAUGCAACCAAGUUAUUUUUUAUAUAUUUUGUUAUUUAUUCUUUUAAUAAUGGAAUUUUUAAGAAAGUAUUUUGUAACUGAGGAAUUUUGAUAAUUUGGGGGUGUCCUUCCCUCGGUCCAGUGGAAAGAAAGACUCGGUUUUCUUUGCCCUUUUGGUUCCUUUGGUUCCAGGCCCAGCGCGGUGGCGGAACCUGUAUUUACUGUUCGUUUGCGUGUAGCGCAGCUGUGUGUCGUGUCACGUCUGUGCGCGGGGUCGUUAUGGUCGCUGGGAGGGCGUGCCGGCUGCCGCGGCGCCCAGCACCCACCCGCCCCCAGGACCUGUGCCCCCACGGCCCCGACACUGUGACCCUCCUUCCUCAGGAAAUGCGUGGAACCCACAGCGCAGCACUUCUCGGUGUGUUUGCAGGGUGAUUUCC
Artibeus jamaicensis (Jamaican fruit-eating bat) is the source of this 5116-nucleotide messenger RNA. It is a transcript of the gene MYT1, whose product is annotated as myelin transcription factor 1. Bases 343 to 3591 code for a protein of 1082 amino acids. Gene Ontology annotation, molecular function: DNA-binding transcription factor activity, RNA polymerase II-specific; zinc ion binding; RNA polymerase II cis-regulatory region sequence-specific DNA binding. Lineage: Eukaryota; Metazoa; Chordata; Mammalia; Chiroptera; Phyllostomidae. Gene Ontology annotation, biological process: regulation of transcription by RNA polymerase II. Gene Ontology annotation, cellular component: nucleus. The record is from RefSeq and is a predicted model, not a curated record. The transcript is spliced from 23 exons.